AACCAAUAUCAUCGAUAAUUCGGUGAAAGACCAUCAGAUUCCCUAGUUCCUCCAUUUCUCCGAUCUCCAAGAACAAUGCUUUCUUCUAUGGAGAUUAAUCCGAGUUCUUCAUUGGAUCAUACCCAUCUCCCUCCUGGUUUCAGGUUCCACCCAUCUGAUGAAGAGCUCAUAGUCCAUUAUCUGAAGAAGAAAGUCACUUCAAGUCCUCUCCCUGCUCCUGUCAUCGCUGAAAUAGAUCUAUACAAGUAUAAUCCAUGGGAGCUACCAAUGAAAGCUGUUUUUGGAGAAGAUGAGUGGUACUUUUUCUCCCCAAGAGAUAGGAAGUACCCAAAUGGAGCAAGGCCUAACAGAGCAGCUGCUUCAGGUUACUGGAAGGCGACUGGAACAGAUAAACCUAUCCUUGCUUCAUGUGGAAUGAGUAUUGGAGUGAAGAAAGCUCUUGUGUUCUACAAAGGCCGGCCUCCUAAAGGAACAAAGACAGACUGGAUCAUGCAUGAAUAUAGAUUGCUUGAUGCCAUGAUUUUAAGUACUCCCAAGAUCAAAGGGUCGAUGAGAUUGGAUGAUUGGGUGCUUUGUCGAGUAAGGCAAAAGAUCAACUUCCCUAGGAAUGGCUUCAAUGAUCUGAAGGUUCCAAGUAAUGAAUUAGAUGGCUUCCUCCCAGGAUUGAAUGAGCUGUGGCCUUCAAAUCCUAACCCUGAUGUUGAGAUGAUCAAAAGUUGCCUAUACAAUGACUGCCCUAUGUUGCCUUACAUCGUUUCUUCCCAUGAUCUUAUUUGCACUGAAACAAACUCAAGCGUAGGUCUCCCAAGCAGCAUGAAAUCAUGCACUUCUGUCCUCCAGGACAAUUCUGAUAAGAAUCUGCAGCUUCCGAUUUCUUUUGAGAAUUUCUUUAACCCUUUGAAAAGAAAAUUGAUGGAGAGAAACCAGGGCAAGAGUUCUAUUGUCCUUCCAAGUAAGAAGCUUGUAAAUGGAGAUACUGUAAUGUAUUGUAAUGACAUUAACAUCGGUGGAAUAGACCAUCCUGAGGGCAAAGAUUCCAUUCCAGAACAAUGGAAUUCCAUCUACCAGCACCAAGAGCUUAAUCACCUGGACUUCACAGGAGCCUAUCAAUAGGGACAACCUAUACAUGGACAUACAUAAGGGCUGGUAAAGCUUGCAGAUAAAAGUUUCUGAAACAGCAAAAAAGCGAUGAUAUUGUGUGAUUAUAAGGUAGAUAGAUGGAUCUGAUGAUUGAUUUUCAUAAUGAAUUAUCGGUAUUACUAGUAUGCAUUUGACAGUAUUGUGCUCCAUGGAUGUUUGUAUAUGAUUGUUGAUAUCUAAUAACACUGUAAGUGAUAA
This is a messenger RNA of Rubroshorea leprosula, 1338 nucleotides long. The record is from the annotation of a GenBank genome assembly. Lineage: Eukaryota; Viridiplantae; Streptophyta; Magnoliopsida; Malvales; Dipterocarpaceae.